CACCUUGGUCCACCUUGUCCACCACCACCACCACCACCACCACCACCACCACCACCACCACCACCACCACCACCACCACCACCACCACCACCACCACCACCACCACCACCACCACCACCACCACCACCACCACCACCACCACCACCACCACCACCACCACCACCACCACCACCACCACCACCACCACCACCACCACCACCACCACCACCACCACCACCACCACCACCACCACCACCACCACCACCACCACCACCACCACCGCCACCACCACCACCAAAACCAGCGCCGCUGCCGCCACUGAAACCAGCGCCGCUGCCGCCAAGACCGCU
This is a messenger RNA of Closterium sp. NIES-67, 329 nucleotides long. Lineage: Eukaryota; Viridiplantae; Streptophyta; Zygnematophyceae; Desmidiales; Closteriaceae. The record is from the annotation of a GenBank genome assembly.